AAUUGGUUCUCGGGCGAAAUGUUCGAGAGAUCUUCCAGCAUAUCCAAAAGUCGAGCUCUGUCUACCAUUACAGUGUCACGAAUCUCGGACAGGAGCUCAGGCUUCUUUGGCUCUCAGAUAUCUACUGCCUUUUUCAUACGGAACCCCGCCAUGACGACCGCCACUCUGCCUUCUGCAGACAAUCUGCAGGCUACCAUUCUCCAGACUCUCGACAAGCAUGCCGAGAUACCAGAUACGAGAGAGAUUGAAUGUGGUGGAGUGAGAAUGGCCGGCUCAGAUGAGCAGAAUCUAGUGCGAGGAGUCUUGGGUAGUCUGGCGAGCAAAGAAAUGAUCGAAUACUCCCAGAUCACCACGACCAGCUUCGAGACUACGCCAGAGGGAUCAGGAAUCGCUGCAUCUGGAUCACACGAGUACAGAGUCUGGGCGGCAUUACCUGCUAAAGGUCAGGGAGAGCCUGUGGGCGUCCCGGAGCUCAAGAAAUUGGUUGGUGAUGAAGCGGCAAAGGUCGGACAGGGCAAAGCGUUCAAGAACAAAUGGAUAGCAAAGGAGGGCUCAGGUUUUGUCCGAGCGAUUGAAUCUCCUGUCGAUGAGACGGCAGAUCAAUUGAGAACGAUCCAGACGAGUGGGAAUCUGGAGGAUCAAUCCGUCGUCAAAGAUCUACAGAAGCGAAAGCUCAUUCAACCUCGAAAACAUAUACAUUACUCGGUGAAGAAGGGCCCGAAUUUCGCGACCGAGGUCAAAGAGCUAGAGACAGAUCUGACUGUGGAGAUGCUGCAAAGCGGCGCCUGGAAAGACGCCUCGUUCAAGCUGUACAAUUUUGCCGCUGCUGGACAGCCAACAGAAGGUGGAGCCUUACAUCCUUUACUCAAAGUCCGGGAAGAAUUCCGGAACAUCUUCUUUGAGAUGGGAUUCACCGAGAUGCCCACCAAUCAAUUCGUCGAGUCGUGUUUCUGGAACUUUGACGCCAUGUUCGUCCCUCAACAACAUCCAGCUCGCGAAGUUCAGGACACUUUCUAUAUCAAAGACCCGCCGCAGGCCCUGGAACCUGAACGUCAAUACUAUGAACGAGUUCGAAACGUUCACGAGAUUGGCGGAUACGGCUCCAUUGGUUACCGUGCGCCUUUCUCAGAUACUGAAUCACAAAAACUGGUCCUGCGUACACAUACUACCUCAGUCUCUACCGCCAUGUUAGCCAAGAUCGCUAACCAACCGGGCGGGUUCAAGCCGGCCAAAAUGUUCUCGAUCGAUCGUGUCUUCAGAAAUGAGACUGCGGAUGCUACUCAUUUGGCAGAAUUUCACCAAGUCGAGGGUGUGGUGGCGGACUACAACAUCACCUUGGGUGAUCUCAUUGGUUUCAUGCAGGAGUUUUAUGCCAAGACUGGCAACCACAAGCUGAGAUUCAAGCCGGCCUACAACCCUUACACCGAGCCCAGUAUGGAAGUCUUCUCAUGGCAUGAAGGCCACAAGAAAUGGAUCGAGAUUGCGAAUUCUGGAAUGUUUCGACCUGAAAUGCUGGAACCCAUGGGACUGCCCAAGGGUGUCAGGGUUCUUGGAUGGGGCAUGUCCCUGGAGCGUCCGACCAUGAUCAAGUACAAGAUCCAGGACAUUCGCACACUCGUCGGUCACAAGACCGAUCUGGCUCAGGUAAAGGUUCGUCCUGCUGUUCGGCUGGAGAAGGGAGACGACUAGCGCGUUCAUUCAUCAAGGCGUUGGGACA
Molecule: messenger RNA, 1717 nt
Organism: Kockovaella imperatae
Lineage: Eukaryota; Fungi; Basidiomycota; Tremellomycetes; Tremellales; Cuniculitremaceae
Product: putative phenylalanine-tRNA ligase
Exons: 13
Coding region: 19-1689 (556 amino acids)
Biological process (GO): phenylalanyl-tRNA aminoacylation
Cellular component (GO): cytosol; cytoplasm; phenylalanine-tRNA ligase complex
Molecular function (GO): ATP binding; tRNA binding; phenylalanine-tRNA ligase activity
Source: RefSeq, a predicted model, not a curated record